UUACAAGUUGGCAACCCCGGGGAUUAAGCUGCAUUAAUUAAGCAUCCAUUAAUGCUUUCGCAUAUUUGAAUUUAGCACUCAAUAAUAGCUAAUCCGCAAUGGAGCGGUCACAUGGUAAAAAUCACAUGAUCGUGAAGUCACGUAGCCGCUACCAUUUUGGGAUUUGCUGACGUUUCCUCUCAGCUUUUAAAAAAUGGCAGCCUACGGAGUCAUCUCUACGUUUGUAUUGAUUUUGACUUUGUGCGGCGCUCAGGAGAAAUCGAGCACAGAAGAGUUUGACGUGAGGCCGGGAGGCCUUCAGCACAGCUUCACUAGUAAAUUGGAUGACUACUCCUGCACUUUCACAUAUGCGUCUCAGGGAGGUACAAAUGAGAAAUGGCAUAUGAGUGUAGGUCUGAGUGACGAUAAUCAACAUUUUUCCUGUUCUAUAUGGAGGCCUCAGGGAAAAUCGUAUUUGUUCUUUACAGAAUUCAAAGCAGAAAUCACUGGAGGGAAAAUAGAAUUUAGUGAAGCCUAUUCUCAGACAUCUUCUGGUGGCGGCAGUGAUGUAAAGCUGAAGAGGUCAGAAUAUGAUGUUACUGAUAAUGUUGUAUCUCACAGACCUGGUUCCUUCUCAUCUGCACUCUGCAAGCUUGUCGUUGUGGCACGUUCUGAGCAUGAUGAAUUGUGAGAAAAAGUGAAAUGCAAAAUACUGCAAGUGUGAAGUCAGCAGUUCAAUGCAUUCCGUAUUGCCCCAGUGGGGAAGUUAUAUAGUGGACAUUUUACAUUCUAAUAAUAAAAUGAACUAAAUAA
Messenger RNA from Xenopus laevis (African clawed frog), 792 nucleotides. RefSeq names its product myeloid-derived growth factor L homeolog (gene mydgf.L). The transcript has 6 exons. NCBI's taxonomy places the organism in Eukaryota, Metazoa, Chordata, Amphibia, Anura, Pipidae. Gene Ontology annotation, biological process: positive regulation of angiogenesis; positive regulation of endothelial cell proliferation. The record is from RefSeq and is a predicted model, not a curated record. The coding region runs from base 194 to 670 and encodes 158 amino acids.